Messenger RNA from Medicago truncatula (barrel medic), 1830 nucleotides. RefSeq names its product protein MAIN-LIKE 1. Gene Ontology annotation, biological process: meristem development; meristem maintenance. The record is from RefSeq and is a predicted model, not a curated record. Bases 273 to 1748 code for a protein of 491 amino acids. Lineage: Eukaryota; Viridiplantae; Streptophyta; Magnoliopsida; Fabales; Fabaceae. The transcript has 4 exons.
GGAAAACACAAUCAAACAUUUUCGGAAAACGCAAGCAAUUGUUUCCGGUUCCGAUUUGUAAUCUGGAUUCUGGAAAAUUGAUAUCUACGUAUCUAUGAAGAGUUUGUUUACGGAAAACUCAUAGAUCUUUCUCCGUGGCACAUUGCAACGAACCACGACUAGACGAGGAAGAGGUUCAUGAUCAGCAGUGUGAUCAACCACCUAUACAUGCAGAGGAGCAACCCAAUCAUCAAAAUUUGGAGCAGCUUGCACAUCAGGCAGUGGAGCAGCUCAUGCAUCAGGAGAUGGAGCAGCCCGUACGUGGGUAUCGUGGAGGACCUUAUGAUCUAUCUCUUCUCACGCGAUACGAGGGUCAUGUUGCGCGUAGGUUGUGGUAUGGUCAGGAGCGCGGUGUCAAAAAGGAGUUAAAGGUAGCAUCACAUGGGAAAAAGUUGGAGGGUUGGGUUCCUCCACAACUUCCCCCUUUAAUAGAGGGAUGGCUGGAAGGUUCUGGACUUAGCGCACUUCAAAUGACUAGUAUGAAAAUGGUUGACGCCAAUCUUUUAUCGGCGUUUGUGGAGAGAUGGCAUCCUGAGACGUCGUCAUUUCAUAUGCCAUUUGGUGAAAUGACUAUUACACUGUAUGAUGUGGCUUGCCUACUUCACAUUCCGAUUAAGGGUGAUUUCUACGAUCAACCUCCAAGUGUAACGGAAGAAGGAGCAGCUGCACUUGCUGAGGAGUUGUUGGGGGUAACUUAUGAUGAAGCUAGGGCGGAGACGGCGAGGAACAGGGGUGGCUAUUAUAGGCAGGAGUGGUUGUACAGGUUGUUCGAUAUGCAUCAUCAAACUGGGAUGCUUGACUGCGCUGCUAGGGCGUACAUGCUCCUCCUAGUUGGGUGUACUAUUUUUACAGACAAGAGUUUUACUCUCGUAGAGGCAAAAUAUCUACCGCUGUUUAGAAACUUGUCAAAUUGUGGUAAAUAUUGUUGGGGUGCAGCUGCUUUGGUUACAUUGUAUGAGCACUUGGGAGAUGCCUCUAUGUUUACUUGCAAGCAACUUGGAGGAUAUGUGACACUUUUACAGUGUUGGAUUCAUGAAUAUUUUCCGAGUCUUGGUAAUCGAGCAGAGAGUCGAAUUUGUUGUGAUAAGCCAGAAAAAGGCGCCGCUCGAGCUAUGCGAUGGAAGUAUAAACAAGGGACUCUUAAGGUUGAUCAAAUACGAAGGUUGAUAGAUGAUCUGACACCUGCAAGUGUCAUAUGGCGCCCAUUUGAAAGUCACCGCCAGAUAAUUCCAUUUGAUGAUAUAUGUCUAUACAAUGGUUGUCUUCGUUGGUGCAACACUUUAGUACUUUACUUGCCUCAGAGGUGCCUCCGACAAUUUGGAUACAUGCAAUAUAUACCACCACCUCCUCCAGAUCCUCGUACCUUUGAUGUCGAUGUUGAGUGGAUUGAUUACCAUUCAAGUGUGCAUCGGGUCAUUGAAGGAGCACUUCCGGUGACAUAUACAUUUGAGGUCACAGAGACAUACAUGGAGUGGUACUACAAUGUAUCGCAUCCUCGUUUGAUAUGCUCUGGUGAGGAGCCGCAUAGACCAGUCCCUCUUCCGGUGUAUAGCGUCCCUAAUGAUGCACGGCCUUCUGAUCCGAGACUGGCUUUGAUUGCUUCCGAACUACAAGGUUACUUAGACGAGAUUGGGGCUACGCCAGAGAAACCUAUGCAUAGGCAUUUGUACCACGCAUUAAAUUUGGCUCGUGGUGGACCUUUAUAUUAGUUAUCUUUAUUAUUUUAUAUGUUGUAUUAUCGACAUUGAUUUGUUUUAUAUGUUGUAGUAUCGACAUCAGAUUUAUUUUUUA